Molecule: messenger RNA, 29487 nt
Organism: Pseudopipra pipra
Lineage: Eukaryota; Metazoa; Chordata; Aves; Passeriformes; Pipridae
Gene: GSX1
Product: GS homeobox 1
Exons: 3
Coding region: 28105-28848 (247 amino acids)
Biological process (GO): regulation of DNA-templated transcription
Cellular component (GO): nucleus
Molecular function (GO): DNA-binding transcription factor activity, RNA polymerase II-specific; sequence-specific double-stranded DNA binding
Source: RefSeq, a predicted model, not a curated record
CUGAAUGCCAGCUCAUGAGCCUGCUGGCCACAGAGAUGUCUACUCCUAUUGAGAACCUGCUGAUACUAUUCACCUUUGCAGCCUCCCAUGGACAUGAUUCCCAGGUAUUUGCUGCCAGCCAUGCACUGGUCUGUGUGUUAAACCAAUCUCCCCAAGUUUCCCAGAGCACUCUCUGGUGCUUGAAUUAAAGGAUUUAGUGGACAGCAGUUCCAAGUUUGCCUUACCCAUCACCUUCAUGUUUUUGUGAACUUUGUACAUAACCCCUCAGCCUUCUCUCCUCUAAACUAAGGAGCCUUUUUAGUCUCUCCACAUGAAGUGGCCGCUUCACCCCCAGUCAUUUUCAUUGCCCUUUUCUGUAUCUUCUACUUCAGUACAUCCUUCUUGAGAUGCAGAGUCUUGAACUGCACCCAGUACUUAAUGUAUGGGAGAAAUAAGGUUCUUGGUCUCUCUUUAUCCUAAAAAGAAAAUGAAAAAGAGUACAAAAUGACUUAAAGGUAAACCCCAUUAUGCACUAAAUAGAGUCAUGUUAUACCAUGAACACCAUAGUAAUCUCACUAGUAGUGUCCUGUGAGUACCCUUAGUUCAAACAAGGCUCACAGUGGGAGAGAUUUUGUCUGUAUGACAUCUGCUAAGUGCUCUGGUGACUGCAGCACACAUAGGUUGCCUCCUGAGUCAGAAGCUGAUUAAAAAUAUGAGCCUGAGUAACAAACCCUGUGCUCAGGCCACCCAUCUGUCAAGUACAGAUGCAUGGGUAAGCUUCACACACUCCCCAGGUGUGAUGUACAGUUGAUUGGCUAAGCUUUUUUAUCUCUUUAAGAUAACAAUUUUAUGUGUCUAUUUAUUUUAGUACUUGCUGUCUUUACUUGGAAGUUUGAAAUCUACAAAUUGUGAAUACCACAGUUAAUUCAAACUGUGGCUAUUUGAGGGGCAGAAAGGAAAAAAUAAAUCAUUUAAGGCUCAUUUUACACUGACAAACCACAGCCAGCACUAGAGGCAUGUUAUGCCAAUUCAGACAUGUUGCAAGGAACUUUUCCUGCUCAAAGAACUUGCAAUCAAAAUGGGCAAGGGAGGAAGAGGGAGAACAGGACCAGUGAGGUGAAGGGUGAUGCUACACAGGAAAACAGAGAGAUGUAAAGACUGGCUCUUUUAUUUCAAGAUUUACAGUCUUAGAAGGAAGAUUUUUCACACAAGAAAAAUAUCUUCAAACACUCCUGUCUUUGUCCUCCCUGACCCUCUAAUCUCCUUGUCAAAAAAUCCCGCAGCUCCUUAGAAAUUUGCUCUCAGAAGUCACCUGUGAGUAUACCACAGCUAUUCCUGCUUUGCAGGAAGACAGUGAAACAACUCACUCAGGCUGGAGCCAUAGCUCAGACUGCCAACCCCCUUGAUCCAAAACCACAGCACUGUCAGGUCUGAUUCCUGGCCCAGUCCCCAUCCCAGCGCAGGUCAGCACGGUGGCACAGCAGGGAAGUGGCUCUUGACUAGCAGCUGACCCUCUGCUCUGCCAGCAUGAAUGUGAGUCACCUCUGAAACCACUCAGUGCUUCCCAGGGAACCCAGCAUGGCAAAAAGCACUCAGGACCAUAUUGGUCGUGGUCACAGGGAUAACCACCAGUAUCUCUGGGUUUGCUGAAGGCUUGCACUGGUGUUCACAGAACAGGCUUUUUGCUCCUUAUGGACCCUUAGAGCUUUCUCUUUCUCCUUGGUUUCACUUCUCUUUUUGAUCCCUCUUCAAAGGUAUGUGGCUGCACUUUACAAACAGUGAUCAGCUGUGUACAAAAAAGGGCCAUCCUCUGCAGUGUACCAGCAUAUGAGGGAGUAGCUCACAUUUUUGGUGCAACUGCAAAACAACAGCACUUGAAUGCCAACAUAAACACCUGAAACGGUGUGUUUGGGCUCCACUGCCAUCAUGAGAGUUCUUGUAGCUCCCGCUCCCUUGUGUGCAUCCUCCCAGGCCACCUGCGGCAGCUGGGAUGACACCUAACAGAUACAGCAAGAAGCACUGAGUCCUGUUGUUUUACCUGCCACCUUAACACUCACACAGGGAAGGCACUCCCUGGAAAGCACCCUGUUUGAGCCCCAGCAGGUGGGAGCCCGUAGCUUUUUGUAUUAAGGAGUUUGGGAGAGUUGUAUUAAUCUGCUGCACGGCCACGUCAUCUGACAGCCUUGGUUGCCAAGCUGUGAGCGAGCAGGCAGCACGAAGUGUACCAAAACCUAAUGAUGUACUACCAACAUCCACGCCAAAGACAAGGCCAUUUAGAGCAGAGAGACAAGCUGAGUUAGCAUAAAAGAAGAGGCAUCAAUCACCAUUCCCCCAAGACAAUGGCGAUAAUUUAAUGGCUGUUUUUUAAGAAGAACUGACACUAUACAAAGAUUGAGGAGAAAGGUCUGGUAGGCUUCACCUGCAGCUGAGAGCUAUUUGUUCCCAUUGUGCCAACCAGAGCGAGGUUUGAAAUGGCAAUUUCGGCAGCUGGCAUCAUAUGCAUCAAGUUAUGCAAGCAACUAAGGGUUUACUUUAAAUCGCUAGAUUUUCUGUCUCAGGCUGUUAUUAGUCAAGCUUGAGUGACUUUACUAAUGAAUUAACUUUCUGUUGAAUUUUAAGUUAAACUGCAGGGCUCUGUAGUGUGAUUUUUCUUCUGUUAAAAUCAUUUAGCUGUUUUGGAAUUAUUUCCCUUUACUAAUUCUGUAACACUUUUUCUAUCAGGUUCAUAGAGAUCAAAUUCAGACUUAGGACAAGAAUUUGCAAACCUAUUACAUUUAUCUCAGUUAUAUUCACAUACUAGAACCUUAUAUUUGACACUAUUUUGUUUUUAGAGGAAUGAAUCUUCGCAGACAUCCUUACACAUGGUGUAAGGUGACUCUACAUAAUCAAACCAAAAGUACCCAGAAAACUGAAGUCAUCAAAGUAGAUUCACUCUAAAAGAGUACAAAAAUAAGGCUGAAGGGGUUUUCAAGCAGUCUUUUAGUACAAACCAUCACCACAAAACACAGUCACCCUUACCUGUCAGUUGGUGGUUUCUGCAAGCUGUUUGGACAGCACACACUUCUCCAGCACAGCUCCACUCCUUCACUGUUCAUACUGUUAGCAAGUGUUUCUAGUGUCUUAUGAGAGCCUCCACACUGCACCUAAGUAUGUUAUUUCAUGUCCUAUAUGGGCAUGAAGAGCAUUUUGCUCCUUUGCAGCAGUUCCUGUAAUGUUUGAAAAAUGUUAUCAAAAAAUCCCCUGGCAUACACUAGAGUAACUCCAGUUUUUUCAUUAUAUAUCACACUUUCCAAACUUACUGUCAUUCUUAUUGUCUUCUUCUGGGCUCUCUGCUUUACCUGCACCUUCCCAGGUGUGCAGGUCCCAGUUCUGAGUGGAAGAGUUAGAGGGAGAGUUAGUCAGUGUCCAGCUCACCCUGUAGCUCUCCUCACCAGAUGUUUGAAUAAACACCCCCUGUUUUGCCAGAGACCUUCUCAAGAUUCCACCUUAAACAACAUAUUUGGCUUUUGCAGUCUUCAAGGAAAAUGUGGUAAGGACACUGAAAUAUUUUGAAACAUACUUAGAAACAAGCAGUGUUCAAGGUCCUGCAGUGAGAACUUACAGGACCCAUCAAUCCCAGAACUGUUUAGUUUAUUUAAGAGCUUUUAGUUUUAUUUUAGCUUUUUUGAGCUGAAUCUUUCCAUUUGCUCCAGCAGCUAUGGCUCUGGUCUGGUAACCCUUUUUAGUGAUAGCUGCUGAAACGUAUGCCAGGAUGAUAGCAAGCUUCUUUAACCAUAUUGAAGGGUUUCUAAAAAAAUUGCUGGUUUUCACAGAUGUUUUCUUUCUUUUUUUUCUUUUUCUUAUAUUAGCUUCCAUUUCUACUCUGCUCAUCCAAACUCCCUCAGCAUGAGCUUCAUGAGCAUGAUGGGCCAGAGAACAAACUUAGUCCAUCAUCUGCCCUGUGGUCAUCGUUAUGAGUGGGACUUAGUAGGCCCAGCCUACUGCUACCCUUGUGUAUGGUUCAUUGAAUUCAGUCCACCUACACACCACAGCUAUCCCAGACAGAGUGACAAUUUCAUGCAACACUGGAAUGUGAAACAAGCAACUUGGUGAUGAGCAUCUCACAUACUGGAGAUGGGGCAGCUCUGGGUCAGCAGUGAUACAGCAAUAAUAGAAAAGCUCUGUGUUUAUCUCAGACUUUUUCUUCUGCCUUGUCAGUAUGAAGAGGAGGCAAUUUUGGUUCUACAUUCAGAUUUCAGGUACCAGUCCAAAUGUAGCUUACCUAUCAGGGCCUGCCCCAUAGAGUUCUAGCCUUGAGUCCCUGUUCAGACCCAAAUUUGGAUUAUACCUGCACUGAGAAGGCUUGCGAGGAGACAAAAGCACCCAUGUCUGUGAAUAAGUUUGUCCGACUGAUGUUGAAUGUCCAACCUGACCUUUCUAAGUCUUUCACUCUGCUACAUUGCUCAGACCACUGCAACUUCCAGGGAAACAUGCUUCAGCAAAGCCUCUGGUACCUGCUCAGGAAAGAGCUCUUUAAAAUUUUUUAAAGAAUGUCUCAUGUGCUUCAGGGUUUAAUGUAAUCAGUGCAUCACCUGAAUACCUGCCUUAUAGUUCUCAGGUAUGACUUUAAGGUGCUACAUUUUGACUAUUUGGUCUUCAGAACCACAUAAAUCUUGUCUUCCUAAUAAAUAUUUGUCCUAUAAAUUGCCCAUGGUUACUAAAGAGGCCACUGCCAGAUCAAGAAAAGGAGCUAAUGACUUCCUAUCAUUCUUCCAUUCAUUCUUAGCUACUGAAAUAUCAGCAGGAACAUCAGGAGCAGUUUAGGACUUCUGACUGUGCUGGAAAUGGAAAUUAUCCCAAUCUGCUUUGCAUAGAGGACUGAGGACAAUACUUUGUGUCAGCUUUAUAAAAUCAAAGCUCAAGUGCGAUUGUUACAGUCCUUGAGAUAACUCCUGGCUGAGUCACUAAUGCCUUGGAAUGGAAAGAUCAUGUCUGUCUCGCUUGUAGCAGGGAUCAGGUGGUAUGUUUGGGUCACCUUGGUGGUGUACUCAUGCAGCUGCUUGGCAGUUGAGCUGCCACAAGUUAGACCAACUUGCAAGUCCUCAGAGAACCAGAAGGAGCUGAAAAAUCCCAGACCUUUCUGUUCCUGCACGAACUGUCAGAGUACCCAUUCUAUUGUGUGGUUUUGUGGGGGUGUUUUUUGUCACAUUUCCCCAAAGAUAGAAUCCCUGUCAUGAGAACAAAAGCAUGCCUGAAUUUAGAACUCCAAAAGGGUUAGUCCAGAUUUACUGGACUUCUAUACAAGUAGAAAUCGGAAAAAUUCCGUUGAAGUUACUGGGUUUGAUUCCCAAGACUUGCACUGGGAAGACUUGUCUGUGCAUGUUCGAUAACUAUCCAGACCAGAGGGGUUAGCACACUGCUGAUUGAGGCCACCUAACUAUCUACAAAGACAGAAGCUUCACUCAGACUAGAGUAAUGAUGGUACAAAAUUGGAGACUGGCCAUUUCCCCCCUUCCAGGAGGGUGGAGGUAGUGGGCAGAACUUUCACUGGUGGAACUAGAAGAUAAAGGAUCCCCAGCCGUUUCUUCCAGCUUCAUGCACUUCUACGGUGUUAUGACAAUCUCUGUCUGAAAGUUUGCCCCUACGAAAUACUUUAUAUAAUAUGAUUACAGUUAUGUUUUAUAAUUUGCAAUUAAGUAGAUAUGCCAUCAGCUGGCUCUCCAUGAGGUUGCUGCACUUACUCUGAAAUGUUAUAAUCUCUUAGAAUACACUGAAAGAGUAGGUGGAAUCUGAAGUGACCUUAUUUUUACUGGAGUUUUAAUUAAGCUUUCAAAGCCAAAUAGGUGAAGCCAUGAGCAGAUGGUGUGGAAUCACACAUCACUUGUGCAAAUAUCUAAGCUUUGGCCAAAGGAAUAACAGUGACACCAAUAUGGUUCAUUUGAGCAAACACACAGAAAUACUUGGCUUAGACAAAUGCAUAGCGAAUUAUUUUAGGUUUUUCCAAGGAAGUUUAUCAGAUUGGCCAUCAAUCAUCUAAACUGACCAAGGAUACAGUGUCUUUGCAAUAAGUGUUCAUGCUUGUCGUCAUUAACAUCAUUUAGAUUUUAGACUUUUUCUAAUUAAGAAAGGUUCCCACCAGCAACAGCAAAAAUCCCCACCACCUCUUUCAUUAUCUCAGCUUUUCUUCCCUUUAAUUACUAUUGAGCUCCUGGCUGAUUAAAUUAGGUUUUUUAGGUCUUUUCUGAAAUCUUAGGGAAAUUAUCUAAAAAUCAUGAAAUCAAUUCCCUUACGCUGUUUUAAUCUUUUAUGUUUUGGGCUCCAAGAGGGACGGGCGGACAAGUGCAGCCCCUCAGAAAAGUGUGCAGCACUAGACUGCUUGCCAGCCUUCUAUUGCCUUUGUGGACCAUCUGGGUCAAUUUCCUUCCAACUAAAUGAAAUGCAAAUAAAAAUUCCAGCAGUUUUUCAGCUGCAGGCUGCCCAGCUGAUUAGCAUGACAGAGGCCGGGAGAUGAGGCCUGACCCUGUGCACUUCCCCUCAUCUCAUUAAGUUGUAACUCUACCGUGGCUGCAUUCAUGGUGUUUAUUGACGCUGAAAGGCGUCUUUAUCCAAAACUAGCUAAAUUCACAUUCAGAGUUUUUCCAUGAAGGCUAGCCUGCUACAGCAUCCACAUGAAAGUGAACCUAUUGUAACUUGGUGAUGUGUCCUGCUGAUUCCUUAACAAUCUGAGCUUUCUCCAAAAAUGUUAGAUUCGCAAGUUAAAGUUCCAUUAAAAAAAAAACAAACCCACAAACCUAAGCCCCAAACAUUUUAACAACUUUGUAGUUUAAAACAUAGAGCAUAUAAACAAAUCUUAUUGUGGUGAUGACAGUGUGUGUAUUAAACUGUACACAUGAGGAGACAAUCCUGCCAAAGUACAGUAACGAGCAAGUGCCUAUAUCAUGUAGGACUGCAGACAAUGGGGUAUUAUACAUAUUCUCACAUCCAUCAGCCUGGAGAAGGAUGUAAGAUUCAUGAAGGCAACAUCUUCAGCAAUUUAUAGUGCUCUGAGAGUCACAGCUGGACAAUGGAGAGAAAUAAACCUUCCAGCUGCCCAGUAUUUCAUGUCUUGUCACAACUCUACAUUAAAGAAAGGGAAAUACUGUAGAACCAAAGUCUGGUGGAAAUGAGCAUAAUAAUGAUUAUGAUUCUUUCACCCUUCUCUUGAGUGCCAUAACUAGCAUCCUAGCUGGAUGACAGCAGUCACAAAGCUAAGACACUGCUUCUAAAGUUCUAGAGUGGACAGGUCUGGUGGGCACUGCAUCAUCUCUUCACUCUCAUGACCAGUGACAGGACUCAAGGAAAUGGAGUGCAACUGAGUCAGAGAAGGUUUAGGCUGGAUAUCAGGGAAAAUGUUUUUCACCCAGAGGGUGGUUGAGCACUGGAACAGGCUCCCCAGGGAAAUGGUCACAGUACCAAGCCUGCCUGAGUUCAAGAAGUGUUUGGACAACGCUCUCAGUCACAUGGUGUGACUCCUGGGGUGUCCUGCACAGGGCCAGGAUUUGGACUCAAUGAUCCUGAUGGAUCCCUUCCGACUCAGUGUAGUUGGUGAUUCUGUGAUUCUCUGCUGUCAAGUUUGAGGACUAGAUGGUAACUAAGGUAGAUGGGCUGUUUCCAGGAGGCAUGGAAAGGAAUAGAAGCUACCUACACUUUUUGGAAAGGAAUAACCAAGUGUUCAUGCUUUCCCUACUAUUUGGGUCUACAGGGGAUGCACAGUAAAGACUAACUACUCUCUUACAGGGCUCCCAGACUGCAAACAGGAAUUAGGGAGGGUCCGCCCCUGACACCAAUGCACUUCUAGAGUCAAAGCCUCAGUUUUAAUUGUUUCUGCUCAUGGUAGUUGGAUUAGAACAAAAGGACAAGGGAAUUUUCACUGGACCACUGCCAAGUCUCUCAUGAGAUAUUUAAUGAUUUCUAUGAGAAGGAGGGAAUGUGGGGGUUUUGUUAUUAAAACCAGCUUUUUUUGCUUCCACUGUGCCACGGCAGAUACAGGUGAGCAAAUGCAGGAAAGUCAGGUAGAGAUCAACUCUUUGUAUGAGGUUGCAAGAAGAGGUUACAGGUCUGUAAGCAUUUCAUCAAAGUGAUUUAUACCUGUGUGGGGCUAAAAAGUUAAGUCACUGCAUAAAACAGACUGGCAUCACAGUUGUAAAAAAAAAAAAAAAAAAAAGGAGAAAUUUUAUGUCAUCUCUACUCCAUUCAAAAGUCACAUGGAUCACACUGAACAUGAUCGCUAUUAAAUUAUCCCAUGAAGAAGAAAUUCAAUAGUAAUUUGCCCAUGGCUCUUCCCUAGACUUCCAAUCUCAGCUGCAAAGUUCACUUUGCUCCAUACAGACUUGUACAAAGGUUAUCUUGAUCUGAGAAGCAAUAGAGAAUGUUUGGGCAGGAAAAUGAAUUUUUAGAAGUUCAUGGUACAAUAAUGUCUUCCCACUGAGCCAUGUCAUGUUUCGGCUUUGCAGGAUCUUGGAAAUACCUUCCUUCUACAUAUCAGUUCAGCCUCAUCAGUGACAGAACAUGGCUAAGGCUUGCCUGAAAUCAGGAGUUUGAAUAGCUUUAGCCAAUCCAAUGAAAAGGCCAUGUGAACAUCCUCGUUUACUUUAAAUACACAUCCCAUUUCAACUAAAUUUAAUGAAGAAUUACUAUUGUGAAACUGAAACCAAAAAUCUUAAGCUAUAGUGAGCAUGUAGUCAGUGCACCCUGACUUGGUGCAAGUAGAUGAGUUCAAACAUUUUGGCAUUUUAUUAGAAAGGUUUCAUUAAAUUCUGCUUCACAGAAGUCAAAAGGCAGAGAACUGACAUUUUAUCUACUCUGCACUGAUGUGAACUUUAUUUGCUUCUGUGUUUUCCUUUGAACUAACAUCGUUUUUUGUUGGUUUCAUAUUUCCUGAGCACAAACAGAUGAUUUUUUUUCCCAUAAGUAGCUAUGACAUGGUUUGUGCUUGAUGCAUUUUGCUAUCAGACACAUCAACCUUAAAGCCAACCUAUGGUGUUACUGGCAGCUCAUGAAUUGUGUUUCAAAAUAAUAGCAGAUUAUGAUAACCUGCUACCUAUAAAAGGAGUCCCAUGAUGGAUGGGAAUGUACUCGGAGCAACAGGAAGCCAACUGUUCCAUUCCAAGGAGGCUGAAAAAAGGGAGAGGUGUGCUCUCUAUACUCCUUGGCAUUUCAUAUUGAGCAAAGCCAGCACCUAAAAAUUCCUGCUGAAUUCACAUUUGAAUAAAAAAAAAAAAGUAUGACUUAGGAUCCUUGAAAGAUUUUGCUUUGGUAAUUCAGUACAUUUUCAUUUUACAAUUCAUUUAACUUUAAUAAAGAGAAAACAUAUAAUAAAAUGUUAGGUAAUAAUAUGUGCUACAAUAGCACCAGUACUAGAAUAAAAAUAUAUAUAUAUUUUGACUUUAUAAAAAUUGAAUAUGUCACAAUAUCCUUUAGUGUGGAAUAAUAAAGAAUAAUAAAACCACUGCAAGUUCUUCUAACUGAAAAUUUUUCAUGCUUGGUAUCUUCCUUAGGCACAUUUUGAUUUUGACAAAGAUAUGAUAGAUUUCUAUAUGAUAGAAAAUUGUCUUCAAGAGUUUUCAUCCAGGUUCAGUUGCCACUGUUAUCCAUUCAAAAGAACAUGGGAGUUUGGAUGUUGUUUCACUUGGGAAGGUAAAAGCAAUUAUGGUUGUGCUUUUUUUUUGUGUCAUUUUCUUAGCUUAUGAAACAAGAGCCAAAUAUAAUUUUUUUAGUCCACAGCAGGAAAGACUAAGCAAAGAGUAAAGAAAAAAAGUGAAGAAAAAACUAAAUCUAAUUCAGAGGCUCAAUGGUGGUUAGAGCUGGACUUGUUCUGUAGAUGAAAAGCAGAGCAGCUACAAGCACAAGCCUUGUGUCCAAGGUAACAGAAAUGAGUGACCAAAUGAAAAGGAACAGAAAGGAGAAUGUCUUGAAGACAUAGGGACAGGGAAAGAGCGCUGUGGGGAGAGUCUGCAAUGGGACAGAAAGUCCUCCUCUGGGUUACCUUUUGCCAGAUCAGCACAGCAAAUGGGACAGGCUGAUCUGACAGCAGCAGCAGCAGCAAAAAUAUGAGCUUUACCGUUUACCCGGUUUGGCAGACUUGAUGAAUGACUCUUGAUUUCUAAUUUUUCUCAGUCCCAGUUAUAAGAUAUUCUUGGCCUGGGCUAAGAAACAGCCAUAACAUGUUGCAUGGUGUCCAAAUUGUGGAUGAGAGUUUGAAAAGGUGGCUGCUACUGGUUAGAAAACACCACAAACAACGAAGACAAGUUCAGAUUUAUUAUUGCAAACAUAGUAUCUGGGAGCCGGACUCAUUAUUCACUGAGAUCUGGAGCUCUCUGUAUUGCUUAUCAUUGAGAUGAGAGGCAGCAGUGAUGACUACCCUCAUUCUGAACCUGAAGAGGAUCCUGAACCAGUGGAGACACUGUCUGGUUAGGAAAACUGAACUCACUCCUUAGCAUGCAAAAAAGGGAGUUUGCAGGCAUACACUUCACUGCAGUGUACCAAUCAAAAGGAAUCAUACAACAGGAGACCUUAAUGUCUUUCCAAAUACAAGUUAAAAAGAAAUGAAAACUACAAAGCCAGUCCUUGAGGAUUCUGGGUAAAAAUGCCCAGCUUGAUAGGGGACGCUGCAGGGUUACACAGAGGAGCAGGUCAAGAAGCCUGCAGAAGGAUGGGUGCAGAACAGGGUACAGGCAAUGGCCAACAGCUGUAGUUCUGAGGUCCCAUUGCCUUGCAAAGCUGCCACUAUAUAUGCCCCAUUGAUAUUUCUUGCAUCUUGGUCUUGAAUCAUGAGGGCUAAUGUCCUCCUGCUUGGGGACUGUUUUUGUUUCCUGCUGUGUUUUGAGGUCCAGAUCAAUGCAAACAUGUUUGUUUGCAUCAGACCAAACAUACCCUGCCUGGGACUGGAUCCAGGUUUCCUAUUCCUCUGCAUUCAACUUUGGCAGCCGUAGGGCAACAUUUGUUCUGAAUUGCAAUUUAGCAAUUCAUGGAUCUGAAGUGUGCUUCUUUCUCCCUUGCUUUGCACAGAGAGUGCUCUGCAGUAUGUACAUGAGAGCCCAGGGUAUCAAGUCAAGCUCAGAAUUCAUGACAUCUUUACCAAUCCGUGUGCAUCUCAGGCACAAUGAAGGAGCAGAAAUUCCCUUUUAAGGAAGGUCUAGUCCUUUCAUCACUUCACAGUGAAUAAAAAUUUUGCAUCAAGCAUAGGUAGAAAUACAUAUUUUUCUCAGAAAUGUCCAACUUGCUAUUAUUGGACCAUCUGUAGUUACACGUCACACAACUUUGGGUAAUCCAAACUUCAGGAUUACAGGCUGCUGGGUUGACAAGAGGUGGGACCAAGGGUUUUUCAAAGGAGAGGUGCCAAGCAAUCUGUGACAGGGAUGGUGUCUACUACAGGAAAGUGAACUUUCCUAAUAGCAGGCGCAGCAGACCGUGUACAGGACGGGAUACUUGUUUCAAUUUAUUUGGUUUCUGAUACUUCCCAUCACUGUGUUUUUCCGCCUUUGACAUCUCACUUUUGAAUCUUUGCAUACAUUUCACAGGACCACAUUGCUGUUGGUAGCUGAGGAAGACUGGACAGGAGGGUCAGAUACCUCUGUGUAGGGGUCUCACCCUGAGUUCAAUGUGAGGGGACAUGUACUCAGUACACUGGAGCCUGGAGGACAACCUUCUCAUUCCUGAGAUCAAUACUUCCAUUUAUUGCUCUCGAAUCACUGUUCACUGCCUCCAAGCUCCUCAUCUCCAUUUUUCUUCUGGUGAAGGUUUAUUUUUUUUUCAGUUGAGCUAUAUGUUGUUUUCAGGCCGGACCUAGAACCCCAAUGACAUACACAUUUACAGGAUCAAGAAAGUUAUGGAUUUCAAAAAGGGCCAGUAUUGUAGGUCAUCUAUCUAGCCCAUUACAUAGGAUAAAUUUUAUCAAAUAAGAAAAAUUGAAUCAUUCAAUUGAAGAAAGGGUGGGCCCUUUUUUAAGACAUUCUGACUAUGUGAAGGGCAAAAGGAACUGAAAAUUGUCUUAAAGGCUCUCUGUCUUCAGAAUUGCCUCUAAGAACUGCUGCAUGUUCUUAACUUCUUAACACCAUGUGCUCACAUGUGGAAAGUCAGUCAUGUGCAGGAGAGUUUUCAGCUUUGGAUAAUGUAACUGCAGUGUGGUCACAGUCAUUGCUCAGAUGUGGAGUGUGACUCUGACAGGUGAUAUAUGUCACUGAGUUUUGGGAUGGGGUUCUAGGGAAAUGAGAUUGCCCUGCUGGGGGAUUAGUUAAUGGCUGGCGAUGCCUCCCUCCUUCCAUGGACUACAGCAGAGCCCAGAUGACUUAUUUCCCCUUAACUCCAGCAUCUGGGCAGCCAAGGGUGAAUGUGAUGACUCCCACUCUUACAUAGUCAAUGACUGUGCCAGAUGUUUCUGGAGGUCUUACCAUGCCACUCUGUGCCAUCCUGGGCCAACAGCUAAGACAAUGAAAUGGGCAUUAGCAAAGGGCUGUUACUUUGAUUUCACUUUAAUCCUCUUCAACACCUCUUUCCCUCCUGCCCCCUGCCACCCACACCAGCUCCCUGUCUCAGCCAGACCCAGUGCUGUCCCUGGUUGCUCUCGCAGAGCUGCAGGUCACAGAAAUUGGUCGCUGAAGAUGUAUCAGCUGGCAACUUGCCUCUCACCCAGGCUUGAGAGCACCUACCUUCAACAAGGAAAAUACACUCAAAGGACUGGUGAAAGCAUGAACUCAGUCAAUCUCUGUGAAUUUUUUACCACGCAGUUUUGGCACCUGUCUCUUUCCGAAGUCCAGGAGCGAGGUACCAAAUGUCCCACCAUACCUAUGUGUCUGAGACCAAGGUUCAAAAUACCUCAGAGAUUUUGUCUCCUGGGUUAGUCAGCAUUCUUGACCCACAGCUCCUCAAUGGCCAUCCACAGAGAAAAGGCACAAGCUGUCUUUACCUACAAAAUAGCUGUCCUUGCUCUCCCAGCAGAAGCACUAGCAAAGGUGCUCUUGUUUGCAUUCAGUUGCCAGUCAGACCUUCCCAAUGCCUUGUCACAGGCAACUGAUAUUUCCUCUCCAGUCUCCAUGAGUUUUGUCCAUCAAAGCAGCAGCCAGUGUUGUUUUAUGAUGUGUUGUAAAACUACCAUGCUACCCUGAGUGUGCUCAGCAUGGCUGCCUCAUUUAUCACUGCUCAGCCUUCACACUGGGACAUCAUCCAUCACUGCCUCCUUAGAGCUAAGAGUCAGAACCUGGUCUGUAGUGCUGCUAUAGCCCAGAGUCGUGUGAACACUCAUGAGCAGGUCCCUUUGUCCUCAGGCUUUUUUUUUUUUUCCAGGAAAUGUGACUUCUUCUUAUAUUUAGUUCCCAACCAAGACUCCAGAAUAGAAAACCCAACUUCAAAAUUCAAUUGACUGUGCCUAAUGGAGGGGAUUUUAAUGUGUAGCCUUUGACCCUUAUCUAUUAUUGAAGGAAAUAAAGACUUUUUUUGUUCCAUAUUAGAAGUUAAUGGCAAAAGAAAAAUUUGGAGGUUUUAAUUUUUUGAUUCUAAUAGUGACCUCCAUGUCCAUUGUGAAACCAUGAAUAAUCACUGCUUGAAAAAGGCAUUUCUAAGAGCAAUCUAGAAAGUGGACAAAGGAAUCUUUGAGACAUAUGCAGAAAAAAAAGCUCAAGAAUAUAUUUGUGGCUGGUUUUCAUCUUCUGCAAUAGAAAGACAAGCGUCUUUCCUGUUAUUAAUUAUAUUAACUAAUUGCAUUGAACUUAUGUCCUUAUGUCUCACAAGUUUAUUCUAUUCUAAUGAUACUAAUAAAAAAAUGAAAAAUGUCAACCGAUGUAAAACCUGUAAAUUCAGAGCCUUCUCUGACUCCUAGUGUCAUCAAAGGUUAAAAAUACCAUAGUUUUCAUCAAGUCUGUACAGUAAGGUGGAGAUAUUGUACUGCGGUUAACACAGAAAUAGGGCUUUGGUUGUUUCUGGGCUCUAACACCCUUGUUCUUCAGUGCUUUCCUACUUCUGGAUGCAGAGCUCUGUAAUGGAUGACAAAGUAGCAAAUGUGACUCAGGCACAUUAUUAUUCUCUCUUUGGGAUUUAGCCUCCCGUGCUGGAAGGCACUGUGCACAGCUUGCAGGGCAAUUGUCCUCCAGAAGAAGCCAAGCAGUGAGCAUGUACUCUGCUUUACACUCUUCUUUUGGAGGUGAAGCUUCAUAAAAGUGGCCUUCCAGGAAAUAGUCGCUACUGUGCAGGUAGAUGGGGACAGGCCAUACAUUGAUUGUGGUUUCCUGCGUUCCAUGAUUGAUAUGUGCAUUGUGGAAUCAUGCUUAUGGUUGUCAGUGAUGUCCCAGCAGAGAAAGCUAAGUUUAGUGACCCAGACCCUUGAAAUAUCUUCAGCAAAACAUGGCUACUUAUAAGGAGUGAAACAAACAGUAUUUAGUUUUUAAAUGUAUUGCUUUGCCAUUGUGGUUCAGCUUUCCAUCCACUCAAUAACUUGGACACAAAGUCGCAGACUGAGCAUGGUGAAUUUGGAUGGCCUGGCUAUGGAGAGAACAUGCUUGUCCUCAUGGGUGGGUGUACUUUGUCUUCUGGGGCUGCACUGGCCCAACCAGCAAUGCAGCAUAGUAGGGGCAGGCGUGUAGCCUGAAGCCUCUGCAAUCUCAUCUUCUACAUUCAUUUUCAGAUGAGGGGCCAUCUUCUGAGCAAGAUUUGGUCCAAAUGUUCCCACUGUACCUCUGCUUUGCUGCUUCUUGAGGGCCCAGUUACCGGUUCAGGUCCUCAUGCCCAUAUUUACAGGCUGUAUCCCACUUCACAUGCCUCUUGGGCAGAGCUUCCCAAUUUGUUCUUUUCCAGAAAGCACUUGACUUGCAUAUACUCAAACCAUUCUAUCAACCAAGCCAAAGUGUGAUAUAAGCAGAUGGCUAGCGACUUGCUUGAAAAUAAUGCUAUUGCUCCCUACAAAACCUCUAAUGUAGUAAACAUAUCUUAAGAAAGUUGUGUUGCCUGACAUGAGCUCCUACCUUGGAUUUGGUCACACAAGACUUCCCUUCUCUGAAGGCCCUCUAAAGUGUGAGCACGGCUCAGCAGCUCCUGCUGUUGCUGUUGGUACAUUCAGGACGUGGGGUGGUUGGCUGCACAGUGCUCCAUGAAUCCUCUGAUGUUAGAAUGGUGUAUAGAGCUUUGUGAGGAUAAACCAUGAAGUGGAAGGAGGAUCAGAGGAUGCUGAAACUUAUUCCUCUUGCUGGUGUGAAGAAUAGCACAAAACAAAUCCAUUGAAGAGGGGACAACUACAAACCCAUGGAAAAGCAUUGCAAGGUGGUAGGUGUUCAAAAGCCAUUGUGAGCAGUGGCAUUUCUUCCACUGACUUCAAAGCACAUUUGACCAGAAACCCGAAGAUGUGAUAAUAUUUAAGAAAUAAAGUUUAAUUUGAGGCAAAGAAACAUAGAUGUAGUAGUUUUCCCCUUGUAAGGACCCACAGUCUCUCAGCACUUGUCCUCCAGGCUGAGAGGUGGACAAAUGCCAGCAGCCAUACACUUUGCCCAACUGCCCAGAGGCUGAUGUUAAGCAGCAGAUUGGAGCAGUGACAGAAUAAGUAUGAUAUGCUAGUCUGAGAAAUAAAAACCAAAUGGGGUAUGCAUCAUUAGUGGCAACAUAUUUUUUUUCCAAACUUACAAUUUUAAAAAAAUAUCAAAUGAAUGGGUUAUUUUUUUGUUUGAUGUCCUUUGUUAAUUUUUAACUCCAAUGAAACAUGUGCCUCUCUCUCCUGAGCUAUUCUGUGAGACUCUGUUAGUGACAUUUUUCCAUGGCCAAGGGAGAACUUCUCCUAAUUAUUACCUCAUUUUUACCAUAAAAUUUUAAAUAGUAAAAAUAAUAUUUGUUGAAACUGGAGGUGGGAGUGCUCUUACAUUGUGCACACUCUUAUCUUGGCUGCCUUCCCCUCCUCUUAAGAAAACUGCAGUAGUGGUAACCUUUGCUAUUUCUCACUUGCAAGCAUAACUGAAGGGGCCGCCAAAGGGACAUGUGCAAGGGGUGUUGAACUUACACUGCUUUUCCCACAUAGCCUGGGUUGAACAAGCUCAUAUAAACAGGAGAAAUACAAUUCAAAUGUAGAAGAAACACAGAAAACAAGGUAAUAUUCUUAAAACCUCAAACAAAAUUUCCAGUCUGUGACAGAGAUGGGACAGGACCUGCAAUGCUUCCCAGGCAAAGAGCCCACUGACAGCAGCUUCUGAAGUGAUUGGGAGUCUGCAGAAUGAGCUGGUCUCAGAAGAGCUCAUUCUGAGCUCUCAGUGUUGAAUUGAUUCCUGAAAAAUAACCUGAGCUAACAAGCAGCUGAAUUACAUUUUGCAUACUUAUAGGCUUUGUGGAAGCCACAACAGUGAUUUUCAGACUCACACUUGCACCUUUGUAUGUGUGGUUUUAGUUUGGGGGUUUUUUUCUUGUGUUUAGUUAUACUGGCAUCUUUUGUAUUUCUUUGACUUUGCUUUUCAGAGAGUGGAAAACAUUUGUCAUGAUUUUGAUUCUGUAUUAGCAGCCUUCACUGGAUAUUCAGCCUACUUCUGGGCAGGUUUUACAUGGGAGUUGCUGUCAUGUCUGCAAAGUAUUUUAGAUUUAGACCUAAUUUAGAUUGCAAACAUCUGUCUCAGAGGAGCAACUCACCUACAGACAAGCUUGGAACAGUCCUGAAUAGACGAGCACAACACACGCAUGCUCUCGUGCUCUUUUUCCCUAUCUCAUGCAACCAAUACAGUAAUUCUCUCAGAAGGUCUCCUUCCUUCGAAGCAAGAUUUCAGCACUGAUCUAAAUCGUAUUACUCUAGGAAGAGGCAGAGAAGCCUUCCUGAAAUAUGCAACAACACAGAAGUUGUGGAGCUGUUACCACCAUGGACACCAAGCUCGAGGACUCCUGGUUAUGGCCAGCGCUGUGACCUGCCAAAACCCAGCCAGCAGCACCACAAGGCCACUGUCACCUCAGAGGCUGUCCCCAAGCAGCCUGUGUGUCAUUGUGUGCUAUGUGGUGAUGGUCGUGGCACAAACAAGAGACCCCCUUUCACAGCCACACACAAACAUCCCCCAUGUGAGAAAAGGCAGCAGCAAAAGUCAGCAGGAGAAGCUGAGGGCUGCACCCCCCGGGCCUGGGGAGCACCCUGAAUGCUGCUUGUUCCUGCAAACUUGCUGUGGAGAAACAAAUUACUCUGACCCCAGCCUUUUAUCCCUCUGGGGAUGUCUUAGGAAAGUAUGUCAGGGACUCUUGGAGAGCCUCUCCAGAAACUAUGGGCACAGCAUCCUGGCUAGUCAUGCAGGGUGGUGGCUGAUGGGAGCAGGGCUGACUAUAGGGGUACUUUGCCCAGGAUCCCUGGGUGGGAUGGGGCUCCUCUGCUUCGUGCUGACAGUGAUCAGCCCCCUGGAUGGGCCCACGGUGCUGUGCACUGCCCUCCCCACAGGCCAUUCCCCACAGGAAACUCAUGUUUCCAAAAGUGGGAUGUCCAAAUCCCACACGAAAAUGUGCUUCUGCUGGGUCACCCAACAUACCAGGGAAGUGAGCAACCAGCAUACAGACACACACCCUCAUGUAACAGCAUGCCACAAACAACACAAGUCCUGCAGUUGUGCCUCCUUAUAAUAACGCUUUCCACUUCCUUCCUAACCCUUUUUAAAUUCCUCUAAGAAACAUAUAUAUGCUCUGUUGAAUCUAUUGCUUAAAUAAGAUGGGGUAAACCUGUCAGAUACUUCCUCUUCCUUUUAAAAUACAACUUUGAUGAGUUUGUAAAACUGUCUAAUCCAGCAACCCCAGGCUGUGCGGGAGCACGUGUAGUGGCCAUAGGGCAGGGACAAUUGGUCCAGAACCUCAGGAGGCCACUCCUCCAGGCCAGGGGGACAGUAACAGCCUGCAGUUGCAGCUGGAUUCACCUGCAGGUUCUUUCUAAUCCUGACAACCUGAGGGGCAGAGCCUAAGCCACAAAGUCUGUAAGAAGUAAGUCCUGCACUUCUGCUGCCUUGGGAGAGACACAUAUUUGCGCUCAGUGUCUGCCUCUGUAUAUGUGCAUGUAUAUGUGUAAGUUUUCACAUUAAGUACCAUAGUAAAGUCAAAAGGUGUGUGCAAACAAAAUGCACACAAUUGAUUUAGUAAUUUAUACAAAGUUGAUUUAGUAAUCAAAUCUAAAAAUAACUCUCCCAAAAUGUCUAAAAUAAGGGAGAGCUGUUAUAUGGCUUUUUCUCCGUGGAAGCACUCAGUGCUGCAAAUGAUUUGUUUUUUCUCUCUGGUGAGACAAGCCAAGCUUCCCUAAGCCAAAGACAGCAUUCUGACCAAAACAUGGAUGGACCAGGUGGUGAAAAAUGUGGUACCUAAAAACAGAUCAGCCCAGGCAAAUACCCUGGGCAAAUUGCUUCAUGAAGAGGAUGACAAUAAGGCCAGGACUUGUGAGCUACAAGUACCAAAAUGACUGCAAUAUCAAAGAGGAAAGCCCAGCAAUAUCAAGGUUCAUCACUGUGUCCUCCAAAGUACUGCUGCCCUUCCGUAAGAGUAAGGUGCUUCCUACUGAGGUGCUGCAGAAUCCUGCCUGGAACAGCAAAGCAAAUUGGGCUCAGGAGCUUACCUUCACUGCCUCAGCUCCAAAAGGAAGAUGUAGUUUUGAGACCACUGGUGAUAAAAAACUGCUAUCCCUUCUGAAGGGAGGAAAAACUCUCCUGAUAUGAGGAAACCAAGGGAUUUGAUGGCAUGAAAGGCAGAUAGUGUCCACAAGACAAGUGAGGUGGAAACCCAUGGCAGGCACAUUUCAGUCUGUUUUUUCUUGGUGUAGGACAGCUCGUCUGUCAAAGGGAAUAAAACUGAAAAUGCAAGUAUGAAGGCUAGUUCUGUUUUUUCUUGCUCUGCCUUUGUCAGUGCUGAAGAGUCUUUGUGGAUGGCAGAAAGGCUGCAGAGAGGGCUCUGCACUGCCUGCCGGCUACCAGACACAGAAGUGGCUGAGGAAGAGAUGUCUGUGUCAUACCAGUACUGGUGAGCAGAUAUUUAAGCUCCUUUAUGUGACCUUGAUUCCUCCGUUGGGUCAAGCCAAAUCUGUGGCUAUUUUAAUGACCAAACAACUGGAGAACAUGUAUUGGUCAUAGUUUUACCCUUCAAACACUGCUGUAAUAAUGAUGUUCCUCUUGCAGAGAGUCUCCAUCUUUUACUUGAGCAACUUGACCAGUAUAUUACUUAGCAAAGAGGAUGUCCUAGGCACUGUUGUGUGUACAUUAAGUAUACUAAUGAACACACAAAAAGCCACCCUGGAUUUGGAAUUUUGAUACCUUCCCCUCUUUCAGUCCCUUUCCAGUUGUUUUUAACCAUGAAGGAAAGUAUUUCAAUAUCUGAUCUAAGCUUGGUCAUGAAAAAGAGAAUAAGUGGAAGUUUGGUUAAAAUCUCUGAAGAAGAAGGGACAGUUUGUGCAAUUGCUGAGCUUUUUCAUUCUAUGCUGAAGACUGAGCUUAAGUAUUCGUUCACCUCUGGGCACAAUUAGUCUCCUGACAUCUGCAGAAAUUUCUGAAAUUUAUCUCCUCAUCUUUCCAGAUUACAACAUUGCUUUUCUGCCAGCCUGCUCCUUAUGGUAGUAUUAACUUAUCAUUUCUUUUUAUGGGCCUGUGACCAAGACAGUAGAAUCUCCUAAUCUGCAGCAGGCAAAAUACUUUUGUGGUAUGCUCUUUUUUUUUUUUUUCUAACCCUUCAUCGGGAUAAUGUGAAAAAUUUGGAGAAGACAUUAUCAACCCUCCAAGUUUUAUCUUUUGGAGGCAAUAAUUGGAAGACUUCCAACUCAAACCUUUUCUCUCACACUUCUGGAUAAAAAGUGAUUAGAUUUGUUCCAUUUACUGAGAUAGUGAUCUGACUGAAGAGAAGAAAAGAGAUACAGUGAGGGAACAUGGUGAUGGAGAAAAUGACAAACACUCUGAGGAAGAGAAGGAAAAGUAGGGAAAGCAUGCAAAGAAGGAGUGAAACUGAAAAACUAGAGGGAAAAGUUAGAAAAUACAGAGCAAAGAGAAAUGGCUAAAAUCUAAUGGAUCGGUUUGGUAUCCCAGGACAGGGAGACCAAACCCACACAGGGUUCUAACUAGUUUCCAUACUCUGGGACAGGAGUAGAAUUAAAAGGCUCUGACCUCACCUAUACAAGCUGAAAGAGGUGUCAAAAAAGCAAUGAUUCAUGUGUAAAAGUCAAAGUGGGAGUAGAGGGGUUCCACGCAGCCCACACUAGGCAACCCCAUGGCUUCUGAAGAGUCCAUGCUCCGAAGAGUUGCAGCUUCCAUCCAUGAGAAAAGGCAACAGCUGAGGCAGAACAGCACAGCGAGAGUACAAGUAGACUUCAGCUGGGCACAUGCAUUUGGGUUAGGCAUUUUGGGAUACUUCAUAGCACCAGGUAGGCAUUUCUGGUGGGAUUUUUUUUGAAAAUUUAAGGAUUUCUGAGAUAAGUCAAAUAAAUUCCUCUGCGCAGGUGCACUGACUACAAAGGCGGCCAACAAUGACCAGUUCUUAUUUAGACUCCCUCCUCUUAAAACAGCGCGUUCCCUAUAUGUCUGUACUAAGUAAAGUGGAAGGUGAUGUACUGAGAAGAGUUUAUAUAUCCACAGUAGAACUGCAUGAGGAAUAAAGUUUGACUAAGAUUAUUUAGUUUCUUACAGGGGUUAAAGAGUAUUUUGAAAGGCUGCCAAUAAGCAUUUAUAUGGCCAUAAAUUUAUCCUUUCAUAGGCAACUAUUUCACACAAACUGCAAGAAUUGAAGUUCAAGGCUCUGACAAGUUCUUUGGGAUUCCAGAAGUCCAUGGUACCCAACUUGUAUUUGGAGUAUACUGCCUUCCUAUUAAACUUUUCUGGCAUAAGGCUCGUAUUUUGGGAUAAUCUUUUCCAUAUCAAAGCACAUGGCUUUGGGCUAUCUUCCCAAAACAUAAGACAGCUCUGCUUGGGAUCAUGUGAUGGACAGUAUUGCUGAAACAUAAUGGAGGGAACCACCUUAGCCCAUGAUGGGAAGGACUGGGGCACUAGGCUAAAGCCAAGAAGUGAACUCUUCCAAGAGGUGCCUUGAGCCUCUUUGCUCAUGUGCAUCCCCAGCAGUAACUCAACUGUGAUUCUACACACCAGGUACACAGGGCCACAGGACACAGGAGAGCCACAGGACAGUCACAGGACGCUACUCUCCAAAUGUGGAAGAUGAAGAUCCAACAGCAAAAGUGCAUGAAUUCCGAUUUGUGAUGUUUGUGUUUUGAGUAGGAAAAUUCCCAGGUCUGCUACUAAUCCAGGACAGACUAUAACAACUACAAAUCCAAACUUAGUAUGUGUUGGGUCAUCAUACUUACAAAAACAAAGAAGCAGAAGAAAGAGGUUCACAGGCUUUACUUGCAUUUGAAAUACAUAAAAACUGCAGUGCCAUCACAUAUAUUUGCCAGGUACUGACUUAAUAUCCCUGAUGCUGUUUUUGUUAACCAAUGGUUGUUUCGUUUCUCUAGAAAAUGUUCUGGAAGAUUUCCAUGCAUUCAGCUUCCAGGAAAAUAUUUCUAUAAAAUUGCCACAUUAUGGUUGUGCAUGGGUGUACUCUCUCAUCCUAUACAUUUGAUGUGUCAAUUGAUAUAUUUAAUAAUAUAAUAUACUGGUUCAUGUCCAAAUAUGCAGACACAAACACAUGUGACCUAAUAUGUUCUGGAUACUCUACUGUGUUCAAAAGGGUUUUUUAAGUCUUCAAAAUGUAAUUAAAAGAAGAAAUUAUUUUCUCAGUUCAAAGUGUUCCUUUUCUCAGUCUACUGUCAGGACUGGCAAGUUAAAGGAAUUAAUAUGCCUUGGUAAGGUCUGCUUUACACAAGCUGAAUAAACACUUAAAAUAAUCAUUUGACAUUUAUGUGUGAUAAACACUUGAAGAACACAUAUUUGUCAACACAAAAGAAGGAACUGAGCUACACAGUUCUGAUCUGGAACUUUCAGGCUCUGUCACUAUGCCACCAGCAGUGGCCAGGAAACCCUGGGGCAGGUAAGCCAGCCUCCCUCUUUUCUCAGAACCCUUGCCACUCACCGUGUGCAACCUACCAGGAAAACACCCUGCCACAUUUGCCAUAUUCCUCUUUUGGCAACACUCAUGGUAUGUUUCUGCAUGUGGCUGUAUAGCAGCAUUGCAAAAGAAUCUGGGAAAUGUCUUCUGUGUGUUGGAGAACUCCAUCUGGGAGUUUGUUUUUGAGUGAGUUUAUUGGCUCAGCAUCUUCCACUCUCUGGUAUUCUUUUUUAAAUGACGGGAAAAAUGCUUUUUCCUGUCAGCUUCCUGUACAACUUCAUUUAGAAGUUGAAGAAAGAUCUUUAACAGUGAAUCUAAUAAACAUUUAUUUGUUUCUCUUACAUCACAGAAUGCACUAACCAGCUGUCUCAUUCAGCAAUAACCACAACCACUGCAAAAUCCUCCAGAUUUUCCAGGAAGGGGACAAGAAGCCAGCACUGAAGCCAGUGUACCCAUAAGCUCAAGUACACAUGCUACAGAUCAAUACAGUUUGUUGAGUACUUGCCACAUGAAUGUGAUUAAAACUUGAAAAGAAGUACGUCAGCUACAGAGAAGUGUUCAAGUGCUUCAUAUAAAUAACAGAUAUGAUAUGGUUUCUUACCAUACAUGAUGACAGAAUUUCCCCUUGGAUGUUCUCAAAGAGCAGACUGACAACCUCAAUAACUUUCAGUUUGUAGAGGACUCAGAAUACCUAAAGGUGAGAAAUUUGGAUAAAGGGGAAGAAGGUAGUAAAAAAAAAGCUGGGAAAUAGGGGGGAUUCUGAGGUUGAAGGAUUUUAUCUCUAAUUUCAUAAUUUAAUCAUGUCUGCGGAACUAAUAUCCGGUUCCUUUUUUGCAAUUCCUUGUCUUCAUUACUCUCAAGUUCUUUUCCAUCCUGUAUGUACUUUUGUCUUGAAAGGUUUCCACCAAUUUGAAAUGUGGUCUCUCUAAAAGCAAAAGGUUAUUUUAAAUUGCUUGAUUUUACAUAUUCCUACUUUUCCUGUUACUUUUCCACCAUUUCUGUACAACUACUUCUUUGAGACCUCCUCCUCAGUGAAAGGUUCAAAUCAAGGAAGACAAACAGAACAGGAUAAUGUCUUCUUAGAAGAUGAGUACAGGAUUCCCUUGUAGACCAACCCUGUUAGCAAGCAAUGGGACUGAAGAAGAUUCAAAUGGCAAAUCUGUACCCUAGGUAGGGUAGAUAGGCUGUGGAAAAUGAUCAAAGAAAAAAAAAAUAAAUGUCCUGGAGAUGAACAGCUUUGAUUUGGUCCUCCUGUGACACAGGCUUUACUGGCAAGAUUACUUAUUGACUGGAUAGCUUAUGAUGGCAACUAGAUGAAACUGAAUGAACCACAAUGGAAAUGUGGCAGGGCUGGAUCACAGAAACAUAGACUGCUUUACGUUUGAAGGGACCUUAAAGAUCAUCUACUUUCAACCCCCCCACCCACAUUGGGCAGGAGUGCUACCCACUAGACCAGGUUGCUCAGGGCCCCAUCCAACCUGGCUUUGAAUACUUCCAGGGAUGGGGCAUCCACAACUUCUCUGUGCAACCUGUUCUAGUAUCUCACUACCCUCUGAAUCUAUUCCUAAUGUAUAAUUUAAGUCUCUUCUCUUUAAUUUUAAACCCAUUCCCUUUUAUCCCAUCAUUAUCUGUCCCUAUAAAUAGUCUCUCCAUCUUUUUUUAAGCCCCCUUUGAAACCAUUGCUGGUAGACUACCAAAUUUAUAAAGUUAUAAAUUUAGAAGGAAUUGAUAGAUAAGACAAGAGAUGAAGGAAAACAUAAGACAACUUCAUGGGGGGGAAAAAACUCUAACCCUGUGUUUUAGCCUUUAUUUUGGAAAAACUGAAAUUAAACACAAACAUCGCCUAUGUUUCUGGAAUCCCUCGUAUUGCAUAUCAGUGGCUGCCAGGAGUAAACUGUGGAAGGAUCACUCUGUGUUUCUUGUUUUCCCAUAGACUUCCUUAGAUUUCCGUCACAGCCACUGCUGCAGAGAAGUUAUGGCUGUAGAAGGGCUUCUGGUCUGAUGUGAUGUGGCCUGUCUUCCAACUGGGUUUUAUUCCUGCUUCUCUGAUGGUACUCACGGACAGUGUUAAGUAGAUCACUGAGCUCAUGACAAAAAAUUGGGAUUUGGCUUCUUUGCAGAUACUUAAUACUUGCAUUCUUCUCAUUGACUGUUUCCCUGAACCCUGGCUUUGAGGGUGACAAAUGCUUCUAGCAUUUGACCAAAAUCAGUGCACAAAAUAUACACUGCAGUUUUCAAACACUGAGUUUCAUGUAAACGUAGGGUGACACGAACACUCCACAAAGCAUCACCUGCUGGUCCCAAAUAGGUACCAGCCCUCUUCACUUCACCUUGGCCCAGCAGAAGAACAGAGCUUUCUCCACCUCUCCUCUGAGAUGCUGUGGAAAUAAACACUGCUGAACUGGCUGGUCACACAGGGCCUGUUGUGUCACUGUGCAAGAUAAGCCCGUGGGAAACACUCAUUCUGUACAGAACAUGGCUGUAAGUAAGUAGCCAGUAAUAACAGUAAGUAGCCAAAAAUAACAUUUUGUAUAUGUGCUAAUGCAGUUAGUCCUGUACUAUAAAGCAAGAGACCAAUGAAGCAAGUACAGCAGCCAAAGAAAUCAAUUUUGCUGAUGAGGCAGUGAUAAUUAAAAAAUCUGUUUCUAGUUAAUCAAGUAACUCAGAAUCAUUCUUUGGUCAAGCUAAUUAAAGCGGUGCACAAAUAUCUCACAGACUUGCUCCUGUCUGUGUUUGUCCAAUGUAAAAAGGCAUAUUCCUGGGACAAUCCAUCACGUGGUGUGUGGCUUGUGGUACAGAACUGGCUUCGAUUUACAUUUUGGUAUUUGCCAUUAGAAAAUCACUUCUUGUACUAGGCUGGGGAAUAUUACAGUCAUUCGCAAAUCAUUAGUCCUCCUCAGCUACCAAGGAUGUGGUCCUUUUGGAAAUAGUGAUUCCAUCCUACCCCAGCCAGAUUUCAUCCUCACCUCCUCUCCUCUCUCAGAUUAAUGCAUCUCUCCGUACUCUGCUUAGGGAUUGAUGGUGUGUGUCACUUCCCACCUCCAGGCAGUAAGGGCAACUGUCCCGGAGAGAGAAGCCGUCAUUAUAAAAGGCGGUGACGGCUGGUCCCUCAAAAUGAUGGGGGAGCUCUUUUCAGCCGAUGUCCACACAGCUACCCUUAGGCAGCCGCAGUUUGACACCUCGUCUCGCAGGCAGCGGUGCCAUAGGCCACCCAGCCCCGGGGAGGAAGGCAAGGCUCACUCAGUGCUAACGCUGUUGCCCUCUCUCUCCUUCAUCCCCCGCAAUGACCCCUGACGCCCUGCUCCCUGAGGGUCCCCCAGCUGAUGCGCACUCUAAUGCCUCCCUCUCCACAUCCUCUUCUCCGGGGGGUGUGAUAGCGAGUGCAGGGCGCGGGGGUAGCAAUUACCACCCAGCGUUUCUUUCCCUCCGGAGCCCAAACGACGGCACUUCCCGGUGCCACCGGGGCCCCUGUCCCGACAGGACCCCCCUCACGGCCGGGGCAGCCGCCCUGCCCGCCUCACGCAGCACAGGCAGGUCCGGGCGGGGGCCGCCCCGCAGCACCGGAAGGGGCUCCCCCCGACCCCCGCCACCCGUGCCCCUCGAGCCGCCUGCUGUGCGUACCCCGCCGGCGGAGCUCUUUACCCCGCUCUCGGAGCCGUUUUCGUUUAGCGGCGAUCGCUUCGAGACAGCAAAUAUAGGUUAGAAUUUCCACUAUCAAAAAAAAAAAAAACAAAAAAACAAAAAACCAAAAAAACCCACAAAAUAACCCCCAAAAUGGUGGGGAGACGCAAAAAACCAGGGAGGGGGUCUAGUUUGAAGCGCUGGGAUUAAAGAUCUGUGCUAGUUUCAAACGCUUAUAAAACGGCCUGAAGGAUGCUAUUUUGCUGCAGUCUAGGUUAUUUCAGCCCGCAGUUGCACAACAAACCAUUUAAACAUUUCAGCACAAAACAGAUUCCAUUGUUGGGCUGCACAUUAAAAAGUGUUAUUCGCUUUGAAGUUUUUGUCUAAUGGCUCUAAACUGAAAGAAAAUGUUUUCCUAUUACUUAAUUCAAUCAUAGCGAAGAGGCUUGGUAAAAAGCCCACGGAUUUUGCCCAAAGUGUGACAGAGUUCUCUUUGUGUUUGCUUAUCCUCUGCUGUCACACACUUUAAUUCGCCUCUCUUUAUCUGGCAUUCAAAACUUUCUUCAAUGACAUUCAAUAAGGUCCAGCGGCUGGAAAAAAAACUGGUUAUUUUUUUGGAUAUUCUUUCCCAGUAGCUUUGGGCUUGGUGUGCAUUCAGAAGCUGUUAACCCUUUGCCUCCCUGCGGCUCGGAGCCCCGGGGUUCAGCCCCCGGGCAGCGGGAAUCCCUCAGCAUAAGCCUGAAUCCACCACCCCCCGGUGGCGAGACACUUCUCAGCGGGGAGAGAUGCCCCUUACCGGGCGCCAGCUCCAGCGGAAAAUGUUUUAAAAUACCUUUCCCUUAAAAAUAAAACAAACAAACAAACAAAAAAAUCCAAACCCUGUUAACGCUUUCAGGGGAAGGGCACUUGGGAAUCCUUUCUAUAUCGUUGCGAGACUGAAUGUUUAGUAAUAUUCGUUUUUGUUCGCUCUGUAAUUUUCGUCUUUCAUUUUUGCACAUCAAUAUAUUUCUAGGCUCGGGCAUCAACAGUAUCUCGGCAAAACUUCCGUGGAUUUCAGUGAGGAAUGUGAACACAGACACAACAACCUCUGCACAGCCGGAGACACUGGAGUACACUGCUUUCAAGGCUUUUACUUCUUUUCCCUCUUUUUUCACCCCCUUUAAUAAAAGUCCAUUUAGUUUCGAGGCGGGGAGAUUACUGCAGGGAGUAAUCUCUCCACGUUUUGACAGGAGUCGAUGGAUGCGUUUGUCUUUUUACUCCCCGUAUAUUAAAAUUGGGAAAAUCGGGGGAGAUAUUGCGAUAAUUUUUUUCUUAUUUGUUAGCAUUCUUUAUUCUCCUACUAAAUCAACAAGCUCCACAGAGUGCGACGCCGGGAGCCGCUGCGCGGAGCAGCGCCGGUGCGCGUUAGCUCUGACGGACGCGCACUCGCUUUGGAGGCUGCCGUGAGCUUUGCAGAUCCCUGUGCUAAAACAUUCAGGCACCGCAGCAGUGUUUAAGUUAAAUCCCAUCGUUCGGGAGAAAUGAGCCGUUUCCCUGUCGGUCCCCAUGGCCCCAGGGGCUCCCCGGCGCACUUGUGCGCGGCGAUGCGGGGCCGAGCCUGAUCGGUUUGGUGGCGGCCGGGACCGGGGCCGCCGCACGUGGAGAGCGAUGGUGCGAUGGCAGGUGUUAUCGGUGGCAGGUGCUAAGACCGAGCAGAGGGACCAGGUAUAAAGAAUGCGGAAUGCGCCGAGCGCCUCUUCUCCCUCUGCUGAAGCGCCCGCCGCGGGUGCCGCCGACACGGAGCGGUGUCUGUGUGUCGGGUUUUCUAUACCCGCACCAGUGCAGCCGCGAUGCUUGUGGCGCUCCAUACCCGUUAUCUGUGCCCGGGCGCCUACGCCCACACAGGGGCCUGGCGGAUGUCCCUGCCGAUGGAGCAACGGCGGGCACAUCUCUGCGGCCAGAGGUUUCGCCCGACGGCGGCGACAGCGAUAAGCGGCAGGUCCUGGCACCGGGCUGUGAACAAAGACGCGGGGUUAGGGACGGCGGCAGGCGCGGUAGUGGGGACGAAGCAUCCCGGAGGCGAGAGGAGAGAGAAAGGCCGUCGAGGCUGGGGGGCCGACCUGGUGCCACAGGUGGGAAAGGCGCCGGGGGCCUGGCAGGGGAAGCUGGCGCCGGCGGAGACCGCGGCUGCAGCCGGCAAAAUAAACAGGGGGGAGCGGGCUGAAAGCUGGGCUGAAAGCGAAGGAGAGCGAUAAAGAGAAAGAAAAGAAUAUUAAAUCGCGAGAGAAUGAGAAAAUAACCCCGCCAAAGGGAGAGGAGGGGAGAGGCCGCCUGCUACGGCGUGGGUGGGGUCGACAAGAAUAGAGUACAUUAUGCAGUUCAUUUAGUUAACAAGGGAAAUAAUGAGGGAGCGUGCGGCGUGAAUGCCAAGAGAAGAGCCACAGAAAGCCCAUUGAGCGCCCGGCGCCGCCAUCACAUGGCGCGGGCGCUAUUUAAAGCGGGCGGCGGGCCCCGUUCAGCACCACUCAGGCUGGCCAGCGGCGCCGCGCGGGGGCUGCGCGGGCGCUGCGUGGGGCCAUGCCGCGCUCCUUCCUAGUGGACUCGCUAGUGCUGCGGGAGGCGGGCGAGAAGAAGGGGGAGGGCAGCCCGCCGCCGCCGCUCUUCCCCUACGCCGUGCACCCCUCGCACCCGCUGCCCGGGCUGCCGGCCGGAGCCUGCCACGCUCGCAAGGCCGGGCUGCUCUGCGUCUGUCCGCUCUGUGUCACCGCCUCCCAGCUGCACCCGCCGCCGCCUGCCAUCCCCCUCAUCAAGGCCUCCUUCCCCCCCUUCGGCUCCCAGUACUGCCACUCGCCCCUGGCCCGCCAGCAGCACUCUGUCUCCGCCGUCAGCGUCGGGCACGCACCGGCGCUCUACCAGGGCGCCUACCCGCUGCCAGACCCCCGUCAGUUCCACUGCAUCUCCGUGGACAGCACGUCCAGCCAGCUGCCCAGCAGCAAGCGGAUGCGCACCGCCUUCACCAGCACGCAGCUCCUGGAGCUGGAGAGGGAGUUCGCCUCGAACAUGUACCUCUCCCGGCUGCGGCGAAUCGAGAUCGCCACCUACCUGAACCUCUCCGAGAAGCAGGUGAAGAUCUGGUUCCAGAACCGACGGGUCAAGCACAAGAAAGAAGGCAAAAGUAGCUCACACCGGGGCGGGGGGAGCGGCCACAGCUGCAAAUGCUCAUCCCUUUCCACCAUCAAAUGCUCGGAAGACGACGAGGACUUGCGCAUGUCUCCGUCCUCCUCGGGGAAGGACGACAGAGGUCUCGCAGUCACGCCCUAGCCCCCCGCACACCCACCCCGGCUCCCCAGGAACUGUGGCGAGAGCAGGGGAAGGAGGCCUGCCUGCCCCGGUGCUGAAAUGCAGCCGAAGGAUUUUAUAAUGUUUUGUAUAAUUUGUGUAAUUUACAAAGGACUUUCUAGUCUUUCUAGACCCCCGGCCCACGAGGACGGGUACCCUGGCACCCUGUUGUAAAUAAAUUGCUCCCUAGGACCCCAGGCGCCCCCCCGUAGUGCUCUCUCACUUGUCUCCCCACAGGCACAGCCCCAAGCCCGGGAAGGUCCUCGCAGACCUCCCCGCGCACCGAGACGGGCGCGGAUGCUGCGCGGUGCCGGGAGGUGCGUCCGCCUGGAGUGUUGCCUGUCCUGAGCUUUCUCCGGUAACUCGGCGGUGCCUGAAAGCAGGCGGAUGGGGAGGGUCGAAGGCUGCUUGGAUUAUUAUAUUUUCCUUUUCCCCUUUUUUUUUUCUUUCAAAAAUUGCUCUCGGUUUUGUUUCGACUUAGUCGCUGCCGGGCACACAGCUGUGGUUGUACCGUUCCGUCCCACUCCCUCCCCCUGGGAGAUAUUUAUUUAUUUAUUUAUGUGCAGAUGAUGGCGAUGAUAAUAAUGAUUAUGAUAACAAUAAAAGCUCGUUGGUGGUUUA